Molecule: messenger RNA, 3061 nt
Organism: Schistosoma spindalis
Lineage: Eukaryota; Metazoa; Platyhelminthes; Trematoda; Strigeidida; Schistosomatidae
Source: the annotation of a GenBank genome assembly
GACUGUUGACUGUGUCAGUUUGAAACUGAGCACAUUGUGAUGCCAGUUUCUCAGUCUCCGUGUUUUGAUCUUUUCGCUGCUAGCGGAAUCCGUCUAGUUGAUAUCGUAGAAAAUGUCGUAUGUUAUACGUCAACAACGGCUCUCGAUAAGAUUUACACUAGUUUCAUUUGUGACUUGCCAUUAUUUCAUUCUGUUUACAAAUCUAGUUCUGCCGUAAUUUUUCUCAAAGUUCAAGUUAUUUGUUCCGACGUAGUCAUUGUUCUCGCAAAUGCUGAAGCUUUGGAAAUUCUUCAAUUCUCACACACGUCUUUAAAGUAUCCAAAAAGGACAAAUUUUAUUGAAUAUCUGUCACGUAGCCCUCCAGUUCUACGAAUCGAUCCAUCUUUCUCUUGCGUUGUUAUUGGUGAUGAGAAGCAUUUGAAAGCAUGGCAUCUCAAGGAAACUCAAAAUAUUGUAGUGUCAAUGGGAUCGCAAUCAACCAGUAUUAAAAACAUCAAUUUUCAUAGCUCUGUUCCACAAUAUGCUUUCGUGCUUACUGAUGACCUUUCGUGUAGAAUUUGGGAUAUACAAGCUUUCAAACUAAUACAUGCCAUAAGUCUUCAAAAAAUCACUGCAUUUAGUUCAAGUUUGAUCAAUAAUUGUAUUCCACUAGGCACAAAAGAUGGCCAGAUCCUAUCUUUCUGCCCUCAUUCUCUCCAAUGCAUUCGGUUGUGCUCACUUCCUGAACCUGUAGUUAAUAAUGAUGUUGGACUCAGAAAGGCUAGUUCGAUCAUGCACCCAACAAGUGAAAGGUCGUCAUGGUCAAAAAAUGCCGACUUUAAUCCAUCCAUUUCUAUAGAGUUCUCAAAUGAAAUAGUUGCCUUUACAACAGUGGAUUUGAUAUCUCCUCAUUCCGACAAUGAUGUACAUAGGGCUUCUGGACUCAGAUCCACUUUAUCAAUCAUCCUGUCACGUGCCAGAUUAUACAUAUUGGAUAUGUCCAAUCAUAAUGUUAUGGCUAGCUGGAGUUGGAUGGAUCUUAAGCUUUCUAACUGGAACUACAUAUACAACGCAGAAAUUACUAGCACCUCAAAUGCUGUAAAUUUUUGGAUUCGCGGUAAGAAUGACUCUGUUGGAUUUUUUACCAUUCCGUUGGAAAAUGUUUCUGCAACAAAUGUAUAUGAAAAUAUUUCAAACAGUUCUCCAUAUCUAUCAUUUAUUGCCAAAUAUGAUCUGUUAACGAAUUCUGUGUUGAAUACUUGCAACAAACAUCAACCCCUUCAAAAUAAUGGCAGUAGCAGAAAUAAAAGUCAAUUUUCAACAUUAAAUAAAACAUUAGACAAACCAGUCACAUUUGGACAUAAAAUCAAAUCUUCUGGUUAUGCGAAACAAGAACCAAUGCGUAAAAUGUUUCAUCCUUUGAUUUAUGAACGUUCAAAACAAAGAGAUACUUUAAACUUAGGAAAUGAAGGGAAGCUUACCAGAAAACUAACUAAAUCUUAUCCAAAUACUGAUGAACUUCCAAAUGUUCUCCAAAUAAGUGGAUAUGUCGACUCUUCUAAUACACCAAUCUAUAAAGUUGCCUAUUCACCUAAUGGCAGUAGCUUGGCAUCAUGUUUGGGUAAUGGGAUUUGUCUGAUUACUCGACGUGAUCAAAAUACAUUGGAACAAAAACGAAACAAGUUAUUUCCUUCAGCUGAAGCAUUACGUGGCCAUUUAGGUCCUAUUCUUUGGGCUUCUUGGUCGACGGAUAGUUGUUUGUUGCUAACUUGUUCAUCGGAUCGAACUGCCCGUAUUUGGAGAAUAGGUGUAAAAGGAUUGAAUAAAAACGUGACUACCAAAAUUGGGUCAGUAACUCAACUUAUAUUCGAUUCAAUACACAAAGGAGCUACAAAUGAUUAUGGAGAAAAAGUUAGCCUGAAGAAGAAGAAUACAUAUUGUCCUGUACCAUUUGAAGAUAAUAUAUCUAUUGGAAACUUUUAUUAUAUGGAUUCAUUUGUAUAUUUAGUGAGUAAAAAUAUAAUUCGUUUGUAUACAUAUACAUUGUCAAAUAAUGAGAAUAUUCUAAAAAAAAGUUGUGCCAAUAACAGUUAUAAAUUAGUUGGUGAAUUUCCAAUAUCCACUUGUAAUCAAUUAACUUCUGUGGCAUCUGUAAACAUUUUCUAUUCAUACUUGUUGGUGUGUGCCGGAUCAGAUCGACGUUUAUCCAUUUUAGACUUAAACUGUGGACAGGUUAUUCAAGAAAUUCAAUCUGCACAUAAUAAGUGUAUCACAGGAAUUGCAUUAAAUCAGGGAUCGCUGUAUUCAAGCUUCAAUGAUUCAAUACAAAAUACUACAACACUUGGUACAGGAUAUACAGUAUAUGCAACAGUGGCACCAAAAGAUUGUGUACAAAUAUGGGACCUUAGGGAAAGUCGACAUCCUGUAAUGAAAUUGACUAGACUUUCAUCUGAAAUCUACUCAAGUGGAUCAAGUAGAAAUACUCUUAUUCCACCUGUAACAGCAGUGUUUAGUCCAUGUGGAACAAAAUUGUUAGUAGGAGGUACAAUGGAUGUGAAUCAAUCAUCACCUGUUAUAUGUGAUGUACGAAAAGCUUGCUCACAUCCCCUGGCUAUAUUAAACCACGAAGUACGAACUAAUAAUAGCCCAGCUACUGUAGUGGAUUGGAAUCCGUCAAAGCCCGAAGUAUCUACUGGAUCUCAUGAUGGUAUACUCUCAAUCUAUGGAAUUCAUAGAACCCAAGUCAAAUAUACUACAUAAUUUAUGACCUCUUAUUCCUUCAUAACUUAUUUCAUAAACUUAAUUUCCUUCCGGCCAAUGUUUUAUAACAAUAUUGUUAAUAAAUAUCUUUUUGAAUUGAAUUAUAUGUAUAUAUGUGUAUCAUAUUCAUUAUCGAAUGCAUGAAACUUAACUUUAUCUUAUAUCAAUUUUAAGUAAUCAUCAACAUUCGAUAACUACAGUUUAUUAUAGAAAUGAUAAUACUCUUUGUAUAUUGAAUAGUUCUUAUAUGCUACAUAAUUGUUGUACAUUACCUUUCGCAGUAUGUAUACUCUUUGUAGAUGAAAUACAUUAUUUUUUGGAU